GACGACUAGUAAGUAGCAGUCUAAGCCGCGUCGUCAACAGGAAGGGUGGAGCAGUAGCCGGAGAGCGGGAACAAGGGAGACUACCCUUCCUUAGCAGUCAAGGCGAAGAGGGAGGGGCAGGCGCAAGAGCAGAGGAGGGCCGCCGCUAAGGAUUGGCUGAACACAAGCGGGAUUCUUGAAUCGAGGUGAAGGCGCGGGAGAAACUCGCCGCAGUUCCUUGUCGCAGCACAAAGACCGUUCGCCAUGCAACCCCCAGUCGAGCGCCUCUGCCUCAGCCCCACCAGUUCGUUGGACCACAGCUUCCAAAAACGCCUGAAGAAAAUCUCGAUUGAAGGGAAUAUCGCUGCAGGCAAGUCCACAUUUGUCCAGCUACUGGCAAAAUAUAGUGAUGAAUGGGAAGUAAUUCCUGAACCAAUUGCCAAGUGGUGCAACAUCCAGACAUCUGAAAAUGAGUAUGAAGAACUUUCAACAUCUCAAAAGAGUGGCGGAAACUUGCUUCAAAUGCUGUACGGCAAGCCUACAAGAUGGGCUUAUACAUUCCAGACUUAUGCCUGCUUGAGUAGAGUUAAAGCACAAUUAAAACCAAUUUCUGCCAAGCUACACGAAGCAGAACACCCUGUACAGUUUUUUGAGAGAUCAGUCUACAGUGACAGGUAUGUGUUUGCCUCCAACUUGUUUGAAUCAGGAGAGAUCAAUGAAACAGAGUGGGCAAUUUAUCAGGACUGGCAUGCAUGGCUUCUGAGCCAGUUUGACUCCUACCUAGAGCUAGAUGGUAUUAUCUACCUCCAGACCACCCCUGAGAAAUGCAUGGAGAGACUGCAGCAUAGAGGCAGAGAAGAAGAACAAGGAAUUCAACUGGAGUAUCUAGAAAACCUUCACUAUAAACAUGAAACCUGGCUUCAAAAGAGAACAAUAAAGGUGGAAUUUGACAAUCUGAGAGAUGUACCAGUUUUGGUUUUAGAUGUUAAUGAUGAUUUCAAAAAUGAUGAAAUAAAACAAGAGCACUUGUUGGAAAAAGUUACGAGUUUUUUGACAACUUAGCAACUGAAAAGACUGUUCUAGGAGAACAUUUGGAGAAGUACCAUGUUUUUAUCUUAUGUGUAAUAUCUCUCCUUGUAAACUCUGCUUUCUCUAUAUGGACAUAUAAAGGUGAGAGGUUGCUCCCAACAGAAUAGAGAAGCUUUAAUAGCACAUGGAUAUAAAAAGCAGUUAUUCAUGACACUGGGAUUGUUUCAAGAACCAUCUCAACUUGUGGUUUGAGUUACCUGAAGCAAAAUGACAACUCACACCAUCUUACCCAAAUAUAAAUGUGGGUGUAACAAGCUACAUAUACUCAUUUUGUUCCUGGAAGGGUCCACAUAACUUGCUGGGGGCAAGUUGUUACAUUGCUUUUGUUCAGAUAAUUUGCUUUGUGUAUUUCCAAUAUGCUUUAGCUAGGAUAAACAUUUUGUAAAACCA
Rhineura floridana is the source of this 1458-nucleotide messenger RNA. RefSeq names its product deoxycytidine kinase 2-like. The coding region runs from base 244 to 1041 and encodes 265 amino acids. Gene Ontology annotation, cellular component: mitochondrion; cytoplasm. Gene Ontology annotation, molecular function: ATP binding; deoxyguanosine kinase activity. Lineage: Eukaryota; Metazoa; Chordata; Lepidosauria; Squamata; Rhineuridae. The transcript is spliced from 7 exons. The record is from RefSeq and is a predicted model, not a curated record. Gene Ontology annotation, biological process: nucleobase-containing compound metabolic process.